AUGAAUGUGUAUGUGGACCACUAUAAUGAACCAAUCUUUGAAUGGAUUGAGGAAGAGGAAAAUGAAGAUCAAGACUACCGCUGUGAAGAGGAUGAAGACUCGGUCUUGUCGGACACUUAUUUUGUUGACCAUGAAGAAGAUGAUGUAGAAUAUCCAUUCCCAGCCAACAAAACCAUGGGUGACAGGUUCUUAAACAAACUUUGUCUACAUAUAGUAAAUGUAGAUGAUCUAUAUGAAGAUGCUGAAUAUGUUGAACCUCAAUACCCUGUGCAUGAUGAUAGACAACCAUGGAAUCAGAUGAAACCACUGUUAGUCAUUACCCUUCUUUAUGAUGGACACAAGGGGUUGCUAGAAGCAGUAAAAGAAAGGUGUCCAGAAGCUGAACACAGACAAUGUGCCAGGCACAUUGUGGCUAAUUUUGCUAAAAGGAAGCUUAUACAAGAUUUGAAGGUUAAACAGAGAUUGUGGGGGGUUACUCCUUGUGGUUAUCAAAAUAUUUGCAAGGAACCAAGCCAUAACAAGAAAAAGUGUCCAUCUAAGCAGCAAACAAAUACAUCAGCACCAAGUUCCUCCAGGGGUAGUGGAGCAGGACCAAGUCAACCAGCAACAGCCCAACCACCACCACCCCCACCACCAGCAGCAGCAGCCCAACCACCUCAACCACCACCAGCAGCAGCAGCCCAACCACCUCCACCACCACUACCACCAAAGGGCCCCAAUUGUUAG
Lactuca virosa is the source of this 726-nucleotide messenger RNA. NCBI's taxonomy places the organism in Eukaryota, Viridiplantae, Streptophyta, Magnoliopsida, Asterales, Asteraceae. The record is from the annotation of a GenBank genome assembly.